AACGCUGGGUCAAGAGGGUAGUCGGAUUGUGGUGACUACACGUUCGGAGAUGACUGCAAUGAUUAUUGGAGAAAAACAUACGCACAAGCUGCAAGGUUUAUCCGAAGAGAAUUCGUGGCUCUUGUUCGAGUCUGUAGCAUUUGAUAAAGGGGAACACGAGCACGCAAGUCAUCUUGAAUUAGUUGAAAUUGGGAAGAAGAUUGUUGAAAAAUGCUACAACAUCCCACUUGCUAUAAAGGCGGUAGGAAGCCUUCUAUUUGGGCAGCCUGUGAAUAAGUGGCAGACAUUUGAGCACAGUGGAUUUGCUGGAAUUGGAAAAGGUGAUAAUGAAAUUAUGUCUAUACUAAAGCUUAGUUAUCACAACCUUAGACCCUCUUUGAAGAAUUGUUUUAGCUACUGUGCACUGUUUCCCAAAGAUAUUAGACUCGAAAGGAAGGAGUUGAUUAGCCUUUGGAUGGCACAAGGAUACAUUGUGUCGCUAGAUAGAGAUCAAUGCAUAGAAGAUGCGGCAGAAGAGCAUUUCCUGAUUUUGGUACGUAGAUGUUUCUUUCAGGAUGUAGAGAAGGAUAGAUGUGGUGAUAUUGGAUCUGUGAAAAUCCAUGACUUGAUGCAUGAUGUUGCUCUAGAAGUGGGGAGGGAGGAAAUAGGCAUGGUGAGUUCUAAUACAACCAAAUUGGGAGAUAAAGUUCGUCAUGUGUAUUUUGCACGUGAUACCUUUUCACAAAAUUACUCAUUUAAGAGUAAGAUACGUUCGUUGAUUUCAAGGGGUGAUCGCUGGUCCGAUUUCUUCGGUGUUCCGGUGGAUGCACGAAUUGAUAGCUGGAUUGGUCUAAGGGUGUUGUGCUUGCAGUCAAUAGGAAUAACAAGGUUUGAUCCAAUUGGUAAGCUACCGCAUUUAAGGUAUCUUGACUUGUCUCAGAAUAGUCAGUUAGAGGCACUCUCUGAUUCUAUUACUAGACUACAUAAUCUGCAGACUUUAAAUUUAAGAAAUUGCACACAUUUGUGGGAGUUGCCAAAGGAUUUUUGCAAAUUGGUAAAACUUAGGUACCUUGAUUUAAGUAAUUGUCGUUAUUUGAGUGGUAUACCUUCGGGCAUGGACAAGUUGACUAAUCUUAAGGUGCUACCAUUUUUUGUGGUGGGUAAGGAAAAGAGAGUUUCAACAGAGGAGCAAUGUAUGGGAGAGCUCAAAGACCUUAAACCCCUGACCAACUUGAAGGGUGGCAUAGUGAUCAAAAUUGGCAAAUUUGACAAGAAUGAUGGAGGAGAAGAGUAUUUGAAGGGUUUGAAAUAUCUCACUCGGGUUGAUAUAAGAUUUGAUUACCAUGCUUAUGAUGGAUGUUUAGAGUGGGAAGAUGUGAUGGAAAAGCUAGAGCCACCUUCAAAUCUCGAGAUAUUCACCUUGCGGGGAUACAUGGGUACGACAAUUCCAAGGUGGGGUAGAGCACUGGAUAACUGGGCACUCUCCCUCCCACUUCUUGUCAAGAUCGAGCUUUUUGACUGUAGCGAUUUGGAGCAGAUACCAUCGUUGAGUAAACUGCGUAAUCUGAAAUCACUGAGACUUAGAAAUCUACACAAGCUGGAAUAUAUGGAGAAUACAAGCACCAACAAUGCCAAUGAAGGAGAAGAUUUUACGGCAUUCUUCCCCUCCCUUAAGUCUCUUAAAAUUUGUGAUCUUACAAGAUUGAAAGGAUGGUGGAGGGAGGAGGAGUUGGUAGAGGAUGAGGAUGAGCGUAUCUUGAGGAGUAGCUUCACAUUUCCUCGUCUUUCCAGAUUGGAAAUCUGUUGA
Messenger RNA from Chenopodium quinoa (quinoa), 1786 nucleotides. Its product is annotated as putative disease resistance protein RGA1. The record is from RefSeq and is a predicted model, not a curated record. Gene Ontology annotation, biological process: defense response to other organism. Gene Ontology annotation, molecular function: ADP binding. The coding region runs from base 50 to 1786 and encodes 578 amino acids. NCBI's taxonomy places the organism in Eukaryota, Viridiplantae, Streptophyta, Magnoliopsida, Caryophyllales, Amaranthaceae. The transcript has a single exon.